UCACUAUUCGGAUGUUUAAGCAUUCCGAAUCACAUCUCAGCAUACACACAGACUGCUUUAGUAUAAUCGAGCAGGCGAACUCAUUUUUCUUUUUUCUGCCAUUCUCAUCGACUCUUCAUUUUAAAAUAUCAGGCCGAAUAAAUGGUUGAAAAACAUGGAAGUCAAAUACUCGUCAACAAAUCUACUUCAAAUCAAAGACGUCAUGUUAAUCAUCGGCUAGUGACACUUUCGAAGAAGCGAAGGAUAUCUUAUCGCCGCAUCAUUUUUAUAUUAAAUGUAUUCGCUGGUGUGGUUUUGCAAUUGGCAAUUGCAUUCGGUAUAACAUGUCUUUUCACGCAAGUUAUAAAGCUCUCCUACUGGAACAUUAAACACCCUGCAUUUCUGUGGACCGGUAGUGCAAUUUACUUCGUCCUCGAAAUUUUAUGGGUCUUCAUCAGAAACGUUUCAAGAACACUCCCAUGGAAUAUCAUAUAUUUGUUAAUAAUGGCACUCAUGUCCUCCAUCAUAAUUGGAACUGAAUGCAUAGAAUACAACGAUGAUGUCCCUCUAUUCGUCCAGGAUAAUGAAUGUUAUAUAUACUAUGGUAAUGGUACUGGGUCAAAUCGCUUACUUCGCGAGAAACCAAAAUACGAUUUUUCUACUGAUCGCGGGGGUUAUUGGAUUCACGUGUACAUGCUAUCAACUAGUAAAAGAAAUGAAAUGGUUGUUUGGAGAAGGCGAAUAUUCCUAUCCGUUGGAUAA
Trichobilharzia regenti is the source of this 741-nucleotide messenger RNA. Lineage: Eukaryota; Metazoa; Platyhelminthes; Trematoda; Strigeidida; Schistosomatidae. The record is from the annotation of a GenBank genome assembly.